Aureobasidium namibiae CBS 147.97 is the source of this 1257-nucleotide messenger RNA. RefSeq names its product FAS1 domain-containing protein. Gene Ontology annotation, biological process: macroautophagy. The record is from RefSeq and is a predicted model, not a curated record. Lineage: Eukaryota; Fungi; Ascomycota; Dothideomycetes; Dothideales; Saccotheciaceae. The transcript has 2 exons. Gene Ontology annotation, cellular component: fungal-type vacuole membrane. The coding region runs from base 1 to 1257 and encodes 418 amino acids.
AUGCGUCCUUCCAUAUGCUCUCUCGCCUUCUUGAUAGGCACCUGUUCGGCUCAGGGCGACCUCGCUGCUCUCCUGUCCUCCCAAGCUGAUCUCAGCACUUUGCUCGAACUUGUAGGUCUCGUCGAUGGCUUAGCGGCCACUCUCUCUGCAGCUUCCAACAUCACCAUCUUCGCACCGACCAAUGACGCCUUUGCCAAAGUGCCUCGCGACGAGCCAGAGGGAGCGGCCGUCGAAUAUCGCAAUGAGACUGUCGCAGUCGCUGCUCUUCUGGCCAAUCACGUUUUCAAAGGAGUUUACCCGUCCGAUGUCAUUACUGAUGUCCCCACAUUUGCUCAAACUUUGCUGAAUAGCUCUUAUGUCACUGCCACUCAGCCUUUCUCGAACAUCACUGGUGGUGCUUACAACGGACUCGUCAAGAAUGAAAAUGACGUUUGUGUCUUGUCUGGGGAGGAAACGAUCUCGACUGUAACCCAGGCUGAUAUUAAGCUCGGCGAAGGUAUCACAAUUCACAAAGUCGAUACUGUCUUCUCGUUCGGCGCUCCUCUCCAGCUCUUUACCUACCGCGCUGGAUACCGUGCCAUGAAUGCUGCACUCGAGGCUGCCAACCUCGGAUUCGAUGUCGGUCUCAGCGGUCCUGAUCAAAAGGGUCUCAACAUCUCAGACUUCACCAUCUUCAUUCCCACUGAUGCCGCCUUCGAGUCUAUUGGUUCAGUCCUGGAGUCUGCCGACCUCGCAACGCUUCAAGAAGUCCUGAAGUUCCACAUCAUCCCCAAUAGCGUCAUUUUCUCGCCUUCCUUAGGCAAUGUCACUGUACCUUCUGUCCAGGGUACCAACUUGACCUUUACUGUCUUGCCCGACGGUUCUGCUUGGGUGAACAACGCAAAGAUCACCUUCCCUAACACAAUACUGUUUAACUGCGUCGCCCACGUGAUUGAUACUGUCCUGGCCCCUGGUGAAUUCAACCGCUCUUCUCUCAAGCCUUCCGCUGCCGUAGGCGAAAGACUCUCCUUCCCUAGCGCAUCCUCCGUGGCAGUCUUGCCCUUCACCAGCGUUGCAUUCGAGGGUGACACUAUGACAUACGCAUCAACUCCUCGUCUCCUGCAGACUGUCGCGGCAGUCGCUACUUCUCCUUCGAGUGCUUCCGCUGCUUCUUCGAGUCCGCCACUUGCUCCUUACACUGGCUCUGCCGUGAGCCUUGCUACCAGCGGUAUGGUGGUCAUGGCUCUUGCGAUUGGUGUUGCUGCGCUGUUGAUGUAG